Molecule: messenger RNA, 366 nt
Organism: Adineta ricciae
Lineage: Eukaryota; Metazoa; Rotifera; Eurotatoria; Adinetida; Adinetidae
Source: the annotation of a GenBank genome assembly
AUGAAAUUCUCAUUGAUUCUGAUUACAACAAUUCUCCUCAUCAGCAUUGUUCAUUCGCAUUCGUAUUCUUUGACCUCUCUUCUGAGAAAACGCACGACUGAUGAUACAAACAUACACAAAGCAUCAUGCAUAGUAGUCGCUGAAUUUUUGAUGGACUUAUUCAACGAUCCGGAUCUACAUUUAUCAUCGAAACAGAUGCGUCUGAUACCAACACUAAAUAUAAGAAAACUUCGUCGACGCGGAUUCCUCGACGAUGAUUGUCCACCGGAAUAUCAAAAGUGGUUCAUGGAUUUAAUUCCAUUUGAAGAACUUCUCUCAACAAAACAAUUACAAAUACUCAAAUCAAAGUUAUGGUUCACAGAAUAA